This is a messenger RNA of Neolamprologus brichardi, 2398 nucleotides long. RefSeq lists its product as uncharacterized. NCBI's taxonomy places the organism in Eukaryota, Metazoa, Chordata, Actinopteri, Cichliformes, Cichlidae. The record is from RefSeq and is a predicted model, not a curated record.
AUGUGCCCUGGUUGGAUGUGAAUAUAAGUAACAAUCCUUAACAGCAGCUCCUCAUCUGAUUAUAAGUGUGAACAGUAGCAACAAUGAAACACGUUUCAGAACUGGUUUUGCUCCUUCUCCUGGGAAUGUCCUCAGCAUGCACGCAUCAAAAUGUGGCCCUGCAUGGAAAAGCAACCCAGUCAACCUGUAUGAGUGCGGUACUGUCGGCUGCCUACGCUGCAAUUGAUGGAAACCGUGAUUCUGACCUUCACCACGGAUCAUGCUCGCACACCGAUCAACAGACCGACCCCUGGUGGAGAGUGGACUUGCUCGAGUCCUACAUUGUCACUUCCCUCACCAUCACCAACAGAGGAGACUGCUGUCAUGAAAAGCUCAACGGGCUGGAGAUCUACAUAGGCAACUCUUUGAAUAAUGAUGGCUUAAAUAACCCAAAGGUUGGAAAAAUUUCUGAAGUUGGUGCAGGCAAAUCCUACACUGUGAAUUUCGCUGGUCGUGUGGAGGGGCGUUAUGUAACCUUGACUCUUCCUGGUUCAGAAAGGGUCCUCGCACUCUGUGAAGUGGAAGUCUACGGAUAUCACGCUCCAACUGGAGAAAAUCUUGCACUUCAAGGAAAAGCCUCACAGUCCUCACUCUAUACAAUUGGUAUUGCCUAUAAUGCCAUAGAUGGAAAUCAUAACAGCAUAUGGGAUGGGGCAUCAUGCACUUGUACAAAACCUGACUUCAGUCCCUGGUGGCGACUCGAUCUGCGCAAAACCCAUAAAGUUUUUUCUGUUAAGGUAUUGAAUGUAAUAGAUUCUCUCCCAGAACGACUAAAUGGAGCCGAGAUCCGCAUCGGAGAUUCUCUUGAAAACAAUGGCAACUAUAAUCCCAGGUGUGCUGUGAUCUCAAGCAUCCCAGGAGGUUCCAUUCAAGAGUUCCACUGUAACGCGAGUGACGGGAUGGGGAUGGAUGGCCGCUAUGUUAACAUAGUCAUCCCUGGAAGAAAUGAAUACCUGACUCUGUGUGAAGUGGAAGUGUAUGGCUCUGUCCUCGAUUGUAAAGCUUGUGAAGAAUAACUGUGCAAGGUUUCUCUUACAGUUUUAGAUACACAAUAACACAAUAAAAUGUUUUCCCAAAUUCAUAGGAACCUGCAAAAACAAAUAAAUAAAGAAAACAAAAAACAAAAUCACAACAAAACUGUAAUUUAUUAGAGUAAAUUAUGCUGGAGGAAAACCAAUAUUAUUUAGACAUAAUUUGUGAACAUCAAUACUUGUACAAAUACAUUUUAAAAAAAUAUUUAUGCAUAUUUUAUUUUCAAAAAUGUUUUGGCUGUAUAUUAAUUCUGAACUGAUAAUUUUAAUGUGUCAUCUUUGCUUUAAUUAGUUAUUUGUAAAUAAUUAAUCUGAGACUCAUCAGAGCAGACAGCGUAUUUCCAGUCUUCUAUUAUCCAACUUUCAUGAGUUAGUGCAAACUGCUGUAGUCCAUCUGUUGUAAGGUUUGAUAUGUUCUGCAUUCAGAGAUGCUGUUCUGAAUACCUUCAUUGUAAUGAGAGUUUUUUUGAGUUACUGCUGCCUUUUUAUCAGCCUAAAGCAGUCUGGCCAUUUUCGUGUAAUCCCUGGCAUCAGUAAACCAUUUUAAUGCCUUGGAUCCAACUUCUGCUCACUGGAUAUUUUCUUCCAGUACAUUAGCAAUUUCUGAAAUAAGACCUGACCAACUGGCACCGAUAACCACACUGCAUUAAAAUCAGCUGCAUUAAUAGAUCUGUGAAAGAGUUUCUUAAUGACAGUUACACAUUUAAUUGUCAUUAGAAAGCUAAAAGUACGUGAAGUUCAAAAUGCACCAUUGGAAUAUAAGCCUAAUUGUUCCUGAAAGCCUACAAAAAUUUGGGUUUUUUUUAAUGACAAAUUGAUCUAUGAUAAACGAUUCCAUUAAUCGGAUUUUUUUUUACUCAUAGAGCUUUUGAAAUUAUCAUUCCACUUAUCUUUCAGAUACAAGGACAUUUCAAAAUGGCCCCAAACUUUGAAGCAAAAUUAUAUUUUGUAAACGUCUGAUUACAUCUUGAGUAAUAAGUAGGAGGAUAUUGCCAAAUAACCAGAAAAAAACAUCAGUGCUGUGGAGAACUGCUUUACUAAUUCUUGAAAAUGUAAUUCACAAGUGAGGAAGUGAAACAAAUGUGCAUGGGCACAAACAGUAGGAAGCAACUGGAUAGUUUUGAGGAGAAUAUGAAUGUGGUUUCUGAUGAUUGGUCAGUUGUUGUUCAGCAGAGGCGGAGCUGCAUAUACAUAUAAAACACACACAGAAACAACAUCAGUAGUAGCGCUUCUCUUUGCCUGAAUCAUCAAUUUCCAGGAAGAAGCAUCUGCUCAGUCUGGAUACUCAAGUAACACAUUUCAUUUCUUUUCUUGAAAGUGAUUAUCUU